Tupaia belangeri chinensis (Chinese tree shrew) is the source of this 1169-nucleotide messenger RNA. RefSeq names its product prostate transmembrane protein, androgen induced 1 (gene PMEPA1). Gene Ontology annotation, molecular function: R-SMAD binding. Gene Ontology annotation, biological process: negative regulation of transforming growth factor beta receptor signaling pathway. Gene Ontology annotation, cellular component: early endosome membrane; Golgi membrane. NCBI's taxonomy places the organism in Eukaryota, Metazoa, Chordata, Mammalia, Scandentia, Tupaiidae. The record is from RefSeq and is a predicted model, not a curated record.
AUGAAGCAAUUAGGCCAGCUCUUUAUCAACUUUGGGCUGGGGGGGCGUGUCAGACACUGUCUGGUCUGCGAGGUGUCUGGGGCACCGGGCGUGUGUCUGGAGUGCUUGCGGCGUUGUGUCUCCGUCUCUGCGAGUGGUUUUCCGGACGUCUGUGAAGUACGCGUGUCUGCGUGGCUGUCUGGGGCUCCGAGCGUCCGGGAGGCGGAGCUGGAGUUCGUGCAGAUCGUGGUCAUCGUGGUGGUGAUGAUGGUGGUGGUGGUGGUCAUCCCCAGCCCCUACAGGCUGUCCGCGCGCUCCUUCCUCAGCCGCCACGGCCAGGGCAGGAGGCGAGAAGACGCGCUGUCCUCGGAAGGAUGCCUCUGGCCCUCGGAGAGCGCCGUGUCAGGCAAUGGGAUCCAAGAGCCACAGGUCUACGCCCCGCCUCGGCCCACUGACCGCCUGGUCGUGCCCCCCUUCUCCCAGCGGGACCGCUUCCACCGCUUCCAGCCCACCUACCCGUACCUGCAGCAUGAGAUCGACCUGCCGCCCACCAUCUCACUGUCGGACGGAGAGGAGCCCCCGCCCUACCAAGGCCCCUGUACGCUCCAGCUGCGGGACCCCGAGCAGCAGCUGGAGCUGAACCAACUCGGGCAUCAGCGCCACGUGCUACGGCAGUGGCGGGCGCAUGGAGGGGCCGCCCCCCACCUACAGCGAGGUCAUCGGGCACUACCCCGGCUCCUCCUUCCAGCACCAGCUGAGCAGCGGGCCGCCCUCCUUGCUGCAUCACACACACAUCGGCCCCCUGGAGAGCUCAGCCAUCUGGGGCAAGGAGAAGGAUAAGCAGAAAGGACACCCGCUCUAGGAGCCCGGGCGGCCGGGCGCCGCGGGGAGAGGGCAGGACACUCCGCACUUCUAGGAGAGGAGCGAGGCGGCGGGGGCCGCGGCCGCGGCGCAGCAGCUGCCCGCCUCUCCGUGUACAAAUAUUUACGUGUCAUGUCUGGUCUGAAUGCACAAGCUAAGGAGCUUGCAGAAGCCACGUUUCUCUGUUGAGCUGUGUCUUGAAGGCAAAAGAGCAAACAAAUUCUAGUCUUUUCUUUCUAGUUGAGCUGUGUGCGUGAAUGCUUAUUUUCUUUUGUUUAUGAUAAUUUCACUUAACUUUAAAGACAUAUUUGCACAAAACCUUUGUUUAA